Messenger RNA from Paramacrobiotus metropolitanus, 1513 nucleotides. RefSeq lists its product as uncharacterized. Lineage: Eukaryota; Metazoa; Tardigrada; Eutardigrada; Parachela; Macrobiotidae. The coding region runs from base 852 to 1352 and encodes 166 amino acids. The record is from RefSeq and is a predicted model, not a curated record. The transcript is spliced from 4 exons.
UAUUACAGCUUAUUUAACUGCGUAUGUGUGCAUGGAUCAGCACAUUAUGGCGUUGGCCAUAACGCUUGUCAAUCUGAGAGAUUGUUCUCCUAUUUUAUUUUCAUCGUAAAAGCUACCGAUCUUUCUAGAAUCGUUGCAACACGGUUGCAUUGACAAAUAAAAUGUUGUUUUGCUGUGUAUGAUAUCGAUCAUUCCAGUGAUCAAUUUACCAUUACCUGCUGCUUUCCAUCUCAGUUUUAUUCCUCCGUGCUGCGCGAUUAAAGUUAUACGCAGUUAAGGACUAUCAGUCGUACUUUCACCUUCCGUCAGCACAGUACGAGUUUAUUACGCAGUCAUAUACGGCACUGGCCCGUGUUAUGUUUUAUGAAUUCGUGAACCCGUGGUCAGUUUGAGUCCAGUUUGGUGUUUAAAGAGUCCACAUUUUUCGUAUGAUCCGACUACUAAUAUUCCUGCGAAGUCCACGCAACACCGACGGUACUUGCUAAGUACAAAUUCCGACAACCACUCUGAAACUUGUCGAGGAACCGGCUGUUCGACUGGGCUAUCGCGGAUGAACAAGCAAACCGCCACCGCGGAUAAGCCGUUGCGGCGAAACUGAUAUCAGCAAAAUUGUCAAGGGGUCUACGCUUCCCCGUAUGUACGAUUCGAUCGCAAGGCAAAACGAACGGCAGCAGUCUUAGCCGUCAGAUACUGCGUAUGCGCGGCAUAAGAAACCCGGUUUUCCUGUUGAAGCAUCUCUUGGCGGUUAUAAAAGAAAUCAAUCAACACAACGCAUCGUUUUUUCUCCUAAACUGUGCAUUUUAAAAGCUGAUAGAUUUUUCCCUUUCUGCGCUUGCCGAACGCCGACAGCAAUGCCGUUUGUGCGGGCGUUAACGUCCGUGGUUAUGGUGUUACUAUUGGGCGUGCUGAUCAUGCCCUGGAUGAGCGAUGGCCAACCCAGCGCCGGUGAUUAUCGCGUCAGGAAAGAGAGACCAGUAAUCAACACCACCCGGCACUCGGUGAUCUUGACCAGCACCGCCCACUUGGCCGAAAAGGCAAUACUGAAGCUGCUUUUCGCUCGCUGGAAGAGUGUGCUUGCGGAACAAUUCGUGCGAAAAGCCAUCGACAUCCAGUUCGUGACGACCGAAGAGACAGCGGACAAGCAGCGGAUCUUCCACUACGCGGUGGCCUUCACCACCAACGCCACCAGGGCCCCCCACGUUGAAAAAGGGGCAGUAGUACAGGCAAUGAAUGACGCGCUGCAGCAGCAUCCCAUCCCGGGGGUCAGCGUGCAUGUUAACGCGCCGGUGGCGGGACUGUCCACAACCCCUUCCGGGCGUCGCAGUAUUGUUCCAACAUCUCGUUCAAGGUGACCGUGCUGUCCGCAGAUACUGGCCAAAUAACUAGCUUCGAUCGGGUUUUAAAUAGUUUAUUUGUUUUUUUAAUCAGCUUAAUGUUUACGACAAUCAGGGAUGUCCUGCACGGCAUGUGGCAGUUUUCCGGCGCAGUGAAUACGAAGAAGGUUGACGAACUU